Messenger RNA from Nematocida parisii ERTm1, 1374 nucleotides. Its product is annotated as asparaginyl-tRNA synthetase. Gene Ontology annotation, molecular function: asparagine-tRNA ligase activity; ATP binding. Lineage: Eukaryota; Fungi; Microsporidia. The coding region runs from base 1 to 1374 and encodes 457 amino acids. Gene Ontology annotation, cellular component: cytoplasm. The transcript has a single exon. Gene Ontology annotation, biological process: asparaginyl-tRNA aminoacylation. The record is from RefSeq and is a predicted model, not a curated record.
AUGGCAAGCAGUGAAGACAAGGUAAGUGAACCUCCAAUCAAGAAAGUGCAAGAAAUGGACAUAAAUCAAAAAAUAGACUAUGAAAUAAAAGAUAUAACCAGUGAUUUAAUAGGAAAAACAGUUAAAUUCCAUGGAUGGGUACGUAAUUUCCAUCAAGUAGGCAAAAAAGCCUUUUUUACAGUAUACUCAGCAGGGUACACAGCCAAGUGUAUAUACACAAAUAACGAUAAAAAGAUCCACCUGACUAAACAUACAACAGUCAUCAUAACAGGACAAGUAAAGAAUAAUUAUACAAAGGAUACCUUCCCAUGCGAAGUGCACGUCACCUCCUGUGAAGUAUUUAAUGGUAAAGUGGCCCCACACUUAGAGGUAGAUAAGGACCAGACAAGUGAAUCAUUCUUAUUAGACCACCAGCAUAUUUUAAUACGUGACUCUGAGAAAGCGGCCGUAUUAAAAGUGCGUGCUGAAUUAUUGAAGAUAACCCGUACAUUUUAUGAUAAAAAUGAGUACACUGAGAUAACCCCACCCACACUCGUACAGACACAAGUUGAAGGAGGGAGUACUUUAUUUAAAUUAGACUACUUUGGUGAGGAUGCAUUCUUAACACAGUCAUCCCAGUUAUAUUUAGAGACCGCUGUGCCCGUAUUUGGCCGGGCGUACUGUAUUGCAUCUUCAUACAGGGCCGAGAAGAGCAAUACGAGAAGGCAUUUAAGUGAGUAUACGCAUGUAGAAGCAGAAUUAGCAUGGAUUGAGUUUAAUGAUUUAUUAUCAGAGAUUGAAGACUUAGUCAUAUUCUUAACGGAAGGGUUUAAUACGCGGUGCAUCCCGAUCCUGGCGCAUUUUGGGGUUAAGGUUAGUGCAGUGCCUGUCCCCAGCAAGCCCUUUAAAAGGGUCCAGCACAGUGAGGCCAUAGAUAUAUUACGUAAGCAUAAUAUUAAGAGGGAGGAUGGUCAGGCGUAUACGUAUACGGAUGAUAUACCAGAUGCCCCUGAGAGGUACUUAUGCGAUGUGGUUGGGUCUGGGUCUCCUGUGUUCCUGACUAAGUUCCCUGUGGAGAUGAAGAGUUUUUAUAUGGAGCGGGUUGAGGGUGGCCUGACUAACAGCUGUGACUUAUUAUACCCUGGUGUGGGUGAGGUAGUUGGUGGGUCAAUGAGACUGUUUGAUUAUGACGAUUUAUUAGCUGGGUUUAAGCGGGAGGGGAUAUCUCCUGAGCCAUAUAAAUUUUAUACUGACCAGGCCUUAUACGGCCCAUUCCCGCACGGUGGGUAUGGACUGGGGUUUGAAAGGAUCCUUAUGGGGUUUAUGCCUGAGAUUGUUUCUAAAGUACGGUAUGCUUGUUUGUACCCUAGGUUUAAUGGUCGGUGCAGGCCUUAA